Messenger RNA from Alternaria atra, 726 nucleotides. RefSeq lists its product as uncharacterized. Lineage: Eukaryota; Fungi; Ascomycota; Dothideomycetes; Pleosporales; Pleosporaceae. Bases 1 to 726 code for a protein of 241 amino acids. The record is from RefSeq and is a predicted model, not a curated record. The transcript has 4 exons. Gene Ontology annotation, molecular function: glyoxalase III activity.
AUGUCUCCACCUCGCCGCGCUCUCAUCGCGAUCACUUCCGCCCAUGCCUCGCUCUUCGAAGGCGGUGGCCACCAAACCGGUGUUUUCAUCGGCGAAGCCCUGCAUCCAUACAACGUUCUCAAAGCUGCGGGCUUCGAAGUCGAUGUUGCCUCUGAGAAAGGAACGUGGACAGAAGACUGGCUUAGUCUCCAGCCUGGUUUUCUAAGCGAUGAGGAAAGGAGGCAGUACGAUGACAGGAACAGUGACUUCCGCAGCGAGAUAGACCGGAAUGUGAAGGCAGGGGAUUUGUUGGAGAAGGAGUAUGGCAUCUUCUUCGCGUCUGCGGGACAUGCGGCCUUGAUUGACUAUCCCCAUGCUACGGAUCUUAAAAAGAUCGCGGCCAGAGUCUGGGAGAACGGCGGCGUCGUCUCCGCUGUCUGCCAUGGCCCAGCCAUCUUUGCUGACCUUCUCGACCCCACUACUGGCAAGCCUAUUAUCCAGGGUAAGAAGAUCACUGGUUUCACGACGCAAGCUGAGGAGGAGAUGGGAAUUAUGGACAGUCUUCGGUCGUGGAAGGAGCCAUUGAUUGAUGAGCAUACAAAGUCGCUCGGCGCUGAGUAUGUUCGAUCAGAAGGUGUUUGGGAUGACUACCACAUUGUCGACGGUAGGAUUGUGACCGGCAUGAAUCCGCAGAGCGCAAAGAGCACGGCCGAGGCAGCUGUCGAGGUGUUUGGAAAGCAGCAGUGA